CACACAGCAACCGCUUCGAUGCAAUCCAGUUUAACUGUCACUGAAACAUGAAUUUAUGACUGGUGGGCCACCUCCACGGGUUUAUCCUAGUCUACGCCGAUCAUGCGACUUUAUUCUGAACGCUGAAUCAACUAGUCGAUAAUCAUCGAGCCACCACUAUAUGACAAUACAAAAAACUUCAAGUCUCAAUGCCACCAGGAGAAGAAAUAAUUAUAGAUCUAACAUCUUCUUCUUCUCCUGCACUGCAAAGUAAUCCGGAGAAGAAGAAGAAGCAGAACAAACAAACUGCCUCCGCUCAAACAUUUGAGUUUGUAUCGUCGGAAGAUGCGCACCGUGCUCGCAGCUAUGCCAUGCGGCAGUCGUGGCGGAAGAGGAAGCAGCAGCAAAAAAUAGAGCGAGAAGAAAAUGUGAAACCUGACAGACGGGGAAGACAGUUAGUUGCGAAGCCGAAAAUAGUCAAACCUCAGCCAGAUGCGGUUGGGAUUGUACUAGCGGAAUAUGAAAAGUUAAGCCAUAAGGAAAAUAUAGCAGCAAUACGAAACCUCGAUAUACUAGCGAGUACUACAGCGGAAAACAUACAAGAUGUUUAUACCGCGCCUGGACAGGAUAGCCUUUUCGACUUUGAAGCGGAAUUUUUUGAUUUUUCGAAUUUUGAUUUGCCAGCAGAGCCCUUGAUAGGGUUGGACCAUAUCUUGUCGCCUCUUGCUCUGGAUCCCUUCGACACCUUUCCGAUAAAUUUGACCACUAGACAUCACGAGCUACUGCAUCAUUGGUUGAGCUCGCAUGCUGCAAUGAUGUUUGAGGAAUCCCCCUCAAUGGAUUUUAACCCGAUGCGAGACGUCUGGUUUCCGCUAGACCUUUCGAAUGCAGCGUCAUUUUAUGGAAUCCUAGCACACGCGGCCGCGCAUCUAUCCUAUCUACAUGGCCAGAAGCAUGCAGUCGAGGUAUUGAAAUACAAGGCCGAAGCCGUGUCGUUGAUUAACAAAUGGAUGAACGACAAAGAGAGUGCGUUGAAUGAUGCAACAUUCGCAGCUGUUGUUCGGAUGCUUACUUUUGAGAGGUACUGGGGAUCUGAAGAAGCAUGGCGGAUUCACCGCGAUGGACUGGAAAAAAUGAUCCAAGCUAGAGGCGGCAUGUCCUCUCUAAAAGAAAAUUGGCGUUUAGGCUUGGUUUUGCAAUUAAUCUCCCUCAUGUCAAAACCAUCCUGGUUCUUCCCAUCAAACAAUAUUUCUGAGAUAUCAGCGUCGAUUGCCUACCUAUCAUCUCGUCACGAGGCCUCUUCUUUCACUGAUCCCACCAACAACAAUGCUGAUAUCCAAAAACUUCGAUCCCUAUGGUUAAUAUCAUUUAUCCAAGACAUGCGCAGCCUGAUGGCGAAUUCAAGCAACCUACAAUCCGAGGGACUCCGACACUACCCAUCUAUCUACGAAGCCGUCAACAUCUUGCGAACCUCCUUCUUCGAAAGCCUACAAGGCAGCAGUGACCCAGCAUCAAACCUAUAUGAACACGACCGCAUCACGUGUUUGUUCUAUAUCGGCGUAAUGAUCCAGGAAUGCGUGUCAUCUCGCUAUCACAAUACCAUCGCCACUGUAACCUCGGUAAAGCCAACAAGUCAUCUACUACUCGACUUCAUCAAUAAUAAGGAUGCAUCAUACGACCGCCUGGCCACGCUGAAUAGCGCGAUGUACGAACAAAGAUCAGUUUGGAGAGAAUCAAUCUCGCAGUUGGAGGCGUUUUUGUUAAGUCAUUUUAUGAACCAACUGGGCAAUGUGAAUCGUGCGCAGUACGUAUUGGAUAUGACAGAGGUGUUGACCUCGUUGAGUCGCGAAGCAAGGGAUGGUGUUGAGAGGUGUUUGUUGAAUAUGUUUGGCGGGAAUUAUAGUCUGGGUGAAGGGAAACAGGGAGGGUGGACAGUAGAUCAGCUUUUGAUGAGUAUUCACGGACAGUAAUUGCUACUUACAUUAAUGUUGUAUUAUUUUAUUUGUUAGGUGAUUUUAAUGUAUAUAGCCCCAAAUAUUAACAAUGAAAUUGAAAAACGUAGAAAGAUUCAAUUACGCAACGGCCCCGGCUUGUCGGGGACCAAAAAGGCAGGGACCCUUGAAAACUACUUUCCGCAUUUGAAGCCCUACUUGAUUAUAUAAGUCUUUAGCUGUAAAAUUACAGUAUUCACGACUGCAACUUUUGCUUACGUCGAGAUUUAUUAUGUUACGGCUCUAAGGAGUGAGCAUACGACCCUUUCAUUCUCUCGCUGCGACGGUUUGGUAUUUGAGGGCUAUUGAAGGUAAACAGUCCCGUUAUUUUAUCUAUUACUUGCACACUGU
This is a messenger RNA of Talaromyces proteolyticus, 2321 nucleotides long. Its product is annotated as fungal-specific transcription factor domain-containing protein. The coding region runs from base 189 to 1949 and encodes 586 amino acids. NCBI's taxonomy places the organism in Eukaryota, Fungi, Ascomycota, Eurotiomycetes, Eurotiales, Trichocomaceae. The record is from RefSeq and is a predicted model, not a curated record. The transcript is spliced from 5 exons.